GUCGUCGUAAGCAGCAGACAUCAAAAUCUCCAGAGAGGAUCGUCAUAAACAGAUGAUUUAUAACUAUCAGCAGCAUCUUAUACAGCAAAAUAGAUUACAUACACCAGUCCUUUGGGAAGUAGCGAGGAAACGCUUAGAGGAGUAUCAGGCCCUGUUUAAAACAACGCUACCCAUCCAUGUCGACCACAGCACUGGAUGCGGAUUCUGUUCUCUUGGAAUCGAGGUCAAGGGGGUUUAAUACUUCCAUCUGAAUCUUCUGGGCAAGAGACAGUAGGGCUUCAGGGACCGGCUCCUCCCCCAAAACUGGGGAAAGCUGGCUCUCAAGAAUGUGCUCAGCCGCUAAGCUCGUCUUCCAAAGCGGCCCCUGUUUCGGAAAGCUCAGCGCAAGAGAGUGAUCAGAGCAAAGAUCCAGGAAGGGCCCCAUCUACCUGGUACAGCUGUAGACAUUUCCAGUUAGAGCACGGCCGUUUCCAGUUGCCCCCACGGAAUUCCUUCCCGGCAAGGGAAGAGGCAGCCCAAGGCAUGUCGGGCACUCCGGAUGUCUUAGCUUCUCGGUCACCUCCAGUGCCGGCCAAGCAAACGUUUGCAAGACAUUCCCGUUACGGUCCCCUCCGAAACACGGAUCCCGAGAGGGGAGUUUUAGCCUGGAAACCGAAGGGCCCUUCGGGCUUUCACAAGCCAGAUCGUCGGAUAAAGGAGCACUAUCCGGGGACGCGGCUCACCUUCCAGGAGACUCGAUCGCACUCAGUCAGCAUCUGUUUGGCGUUCAUCAUUCGUCAGCGGGGAAAAUACCUCAGAUCCCCAGGGCAGCUUCCCUGGACCCUCUGAACGCCCAGCAGACGCUCGUAGAGCAGGAUGAACAGGGCGGGGUUCCAGCAGGCCAGCAGCCCCCAUUCCUUCCUGCUCCCGGGAGCUCAGCGUUCACUCUGUUCAACCGUCGUGUGCCGAAUCCCGGUCUGAAUCGGAAAAAUCCCAGGUCCCGUGGCAUCCCCCCGGGAGCUCCCCCUCCAUCUGGUCAUUCAGCAUCCUAAGAUUUCGAGAGCGACUUGUGGCUUCUUCGGAGCGCAUCUUAGUUCAGCGAGAGCAUCUGAAGGCGCUCCAAGAACAGCUGAGAGUACAGAGGGAAGCUCUUCAGUGUAGCCAGCGAGCCCAGGAAGAAAUGCUUGUGCGCAGGCAGGUUGAAUUGGAGGAACAGAUGCAGAAGCAUCAGGAAGCGUUAAAGGAUUUGCUUAAUGACAAGCAGGCAAGGAGAUCAGCACAGGGGAAUAGGGGAGAAACACAGAAGGCACAGCUGUACAGCCUGUCAUCUUUCUUCAAAGAUGUAGAGCAUAAUUAUCAAGAAGAGGUUAAUCGUGCAGAUAAAAGCAAGAACAAUGAGAAUAAAUUGCUUUCGGAAAACGUCAAUCCAGCUGAGCAAACCGGUGAGCUUCCAAGGAUCCUGGGCAGAGGCUGGAAGGCCUUUCAAAACCACCUUUGGCCAAAGUUAAACUCGGCCUGGAUUUACAGCAACACGAACUGAGUGCCAUCCAAGAAGUGGAAUCACCAAGGAGCGGUAGGGUUUCUGCAGCAGGAGAGAGAGAUUCUGUCGAAGAAGCAUCUUUUGAAUCGAUUUUAGGUGCCUCCGAGUCUAGCAAACCCACAGAAACUACUCCCGAUGAGAGAAACGCCACCAGGAGGUCACCGAGCCGAGAGCAGAGUGGACAGGGGAGCCCACCAGGAAGUAGCCAGUCCAGUCCAUUCAUGCAGUGUCUGAGGCAGAUGCUCGGUGCUGGUUAUGCUGAAUCAGUUCAGGUCAAGGAUUACGUUGUCGAGAGUCAGGAACCGCCAAGCUGUGCAACUGAUGUUGGGAAGAGAGCACUUAGUGCGGACGAUAGCGUAAUCCUUUCCCGAGCCUGGGCAAAUCGACUAUUCACCCUCCAGGCCGAGGCUCGCGAACGAUCGUCCGAUCGGUUAUCUUCCACGUCGGUUUCCACCGGAAGCUUUUUGUCUCAUGAAGAAGAGGUUGAUUUCAGCCCUGUGACUGCUGAUAUAGCUGGUGGACUUGACCUUUUGGACUUGGAGCAAAAUUUCCCAAGCUUGCAUCAUCAGCUCUUUCAGCCUCUGGAACCAAAAUCUGACUUCAGUGUCCCAUCUCUGUCUCAUUCUGGCAUCUCCCAAGACACCAAAGAACUAAGCAAGAGUUCAGAUGGUGCACCUGGAAGCGUAGCUACAGUUAGAGUAUGUGAAACUCCACCGUCCAGUUCAGAGUUAAGAGGACCAAGACUAAAUGCUUUUCUAAAAAUACAUCAUCCAUCUCAGCACUCUAAGCAGCAGAGAGACAUUCCAACUCCGUCCGCCGCCUCCCUGCCCGAGAGAUUGUCCACAGAAAAUAUCACGGGUGCCAAGGACUCUUUUCACCCACUUUUGCCGGAAUGUACUUCAAGCGAGGAGAACCAGAGUGGCAUCGGGUCCAAAGCAGAAAGCAUAGCCUCGAAAGUAUCUUCAGAAGUGGAGCCCCAUAACCAAGAAUCCUGCCUCGUAGAGCAGUACGAAGAGUUAUCCAGGAGUGAAGGAAAUUUUGACCUCCAGGUCUCCGUGGAAAAACUGCAGCACCUGAACCUCAGUUCAUCUGAAAAGCCAAGUGGGUUUGAUCGGCUAACUGCACUCCACAGCCCACUGAGUGAGUUGGCUCUGAGUGACGAUUUGAUGAAGGGCUUUGUGAGUUUUACGGAAUUGCCGGGCAGGAAGACUGGGGAAAUGGAAAACAGCCCGAAGGCCCCGGCUGGCAGCGAGUCAGAGGCGGCGGGUGGAGGUGUUCAAGAUUGGCCGGGCACUCCGGAGGAAACCCCGGAGACGGGAAACCUGGAUCAGACCCUCCGAGCCGAGCCUCGACAGGUUGAAACGAGUUUGGAAAGUCCGGCCAGGGCUAUCCUCUUCAGUGUCCGCCAAGAGAGUUUGCUACCCACUCCGCUGCCUCAGCUCCCACCUCUUCCACCGGGCCCAGCUUCGUGGUCUCUCAAGAGCCCAGUACCUGUGUGGGAGACGGAAUCCGGGCUUGGCAUUAUGGAAGAACCCGAACUGACUGUAAUCAGCUCUACUGAUGUCAGUAUUGCUGAUGUGGACUUGGAGCCCGAAAAGCAGGAGGACAAACUGGAGACCAGUUCUCAGGGAAGAAAACUUUUACCCCUGGACCCACAAGUAGAUUCAUCCUCAUCACCUCAAGAGGGAACCUCAGCCUAUAACCAGCCUGCGGGAAGCCCAGCGAGAACACCUGAAACCCUUCCUUCCCAGAGGAGGCUCUCAGGUCCAGCAUUACAGAAAGUGAGUGAAGUUAAAGUAUGUUCCCCAGAGAAGACGGCCCCCGAAGCACUCCUACACCACCAUCCUCUAAGGCACCAGAGGGAUGAGAAGGCAAGAAAGGAAGUGACUUCUAAAACCAGGGACCGAGCCAAAGAAUUUCACAGGAGAACUCUCGAGAAACUACGCGCCAAAAACUCAUACUAAAAUUUUAACCAACACAAUAAAUUUUAUUAAUUAAUCGAA
Messenger RNA from Ornithorhynchus anatinus (platypus), 3522 nucleotides. Its product is annotated as centrosomal protein of 295 kDa. Lineage: Eukaryota; Metazoa; Chordata; Mammalia; Monotremata; Ornithorhynchidae. Bases 1741 to 3483 code for a protein of 580 amino acids. The transcript is spliced from 16 exons. The record is from RefSeq and is a predicted model, not a curated record.